This is a messenger RNA of Morone saxatilis (striped sea-bass), 1852 nucleotides long. It is a transcript of the gene tbl1xr1b, whose product is annotated as tbl1x receptor 1b. Gene Ontology annotation, cellular component: histone deacetylase complex. NCBI's taxonomy places the organism in Eukaryota, Metazoa, Chordata, Actinopteri, Moronidae. Gene Ontology annotation, molecular function: transcription corepressor activity; protein binding. Bases 317 to 1852 code for a protein of 511 amino acids. The record is from RefSeq and is a predicted model, not a curated record. The transcript is spliced from 16 exons. Gene Ontology annotation, biological process: regulation of transcription by RNA polymerase II.
UCAGCGCUCUGUGUCGAGUGUCUGAAGCCGUUGCUGGCUCCUAACCGCCUGGCUUUACUUUAAAUAUUAUUACCUCAUGAUAGUUACUCACAUAUAUGUGCGAAAACGAGCUUUCAGGCGACCGAUUAAAAGCGAUAACAUGGUCUGACUUGAACGCAAGAGCCGUGGAAGAUAUCGUCAAUUGAAAGGUUUUAUCCAAGUAGGGACUGAGAGUUCUUGCUGAGGACAACACAGAUAUGAUGCGCAUCUGAGGACAUCUUGAUCACAUGGGCUCCUAUCCUGUGCUGACCCAAUGGUUUAAUCACCAGGACUAAAAAUGAGCAUAAGCAGUGAUGAGGUCAAUUUCCUGGUUUACAGAUACCUACAAGAGUCAGGCUUCUCUCAUUCAGCAUUUACCUUUGGCAUAGAGAGCCACAUCAGCCAGUCCAACAUCAAUGGAGCCCUGGUGCCCCCUGCUGCCCUCAUCUCCAUCAUCCAGAAGGGCCUGCAGUAUGUGGAGGCUGAAGUCAGCAUCAAUGAGGACGGGACCUUAUUUGACGGGCGGCCCAUCGAGUCGCUGUCUCUGAUUGAUGCUGUGAUGCCAGAUGUGGUCCAGACCAGGCAGCAGGCCUACAGGGACAAGUUGGCCCAGCAGCAGGCGGCAGGCAGUGGCAGCGGCACAGGGCCCCAGGGAAGCACCAAGAAUGGAGAGGGCGCUGCCAACGGGGAGGAAAAUGGAUCCCACGCCUUGGCCAAUCACCACUCAGACAUGAUGGAGGUGGACAGGGACGUGGAGAUCCCCCAGAGUAAAGCCAUGGUCUUGAGGGGCCACGAAUCUGAAGUUUUUAUCUGUGCCUGGAACCCAGUGAACGACCUCCUCGCCUCCGGGUCCGGGGACUCAACUGCAAGGAUCUGGAACCUGAGUGAGAACAGCACAGGCGGAUCCACCCAGCUGGUUCUGAGGCACUGCAUACGGGAAGGGGGCCAGGACGUACCCAGCAACAAAGACGUCACCUCACUAGACUGGAAUAGUGAGGGAACCUUGCUAGCAACAGGCUCAUAUGAUGGCUUUGCUAGAAUAUGGACAAAAGAUGGAAACCUGGCCAGUACUUUGGGUCAGCAUAAAGGUCCUAUAUUUGCACUCAAGUGGAAUAAAAAAGGAAACUUCAUCCUCAGUGCUGGUGUAGACAAGACCACAAUUAUCUGGGACGCACACACAGGAGAGGCGAAGCAACAAUUUCCUUUCCACUCGGCACCGGCUCUGGACGUAGACUGGCAGAGCAACAACACGUUUGCCUCCUGCAGCACAGACAUGUGCAUCCAUGUGUGUAAGCUGGGUCAGGACAGACCUGUCAAGACCUUCCAGGGACACACGAAUGAGGUGAAUGCCAUCAAGUGGGAUCCCACUGGCAGCUUGCUGGCCUCCUGCUCGGAUGACAUGACAUUGAAGAUCUGGAGUAUGAAGCAGGACUUGUGUGUCCAUGACCUUCAGGCCCACAGUAAAGAAAUCUACACCAUCAAGUGGAGCCCCACAGGCCCCGGGACCAACAACCCUAGCGCCAACCUCAUGUUGGCCAGCGCAUCAUUUGACUCAACAGUGCGUCUGUGGGACGUGGAGCGUGGUGUGUGUAUCCACACGCUGACCCGCCAUCAGGAGCCUGUCUACAGCGUGGCCUUCAGCCCUGAUGGCAGGCACCUGGCCAGCGGCUCCUUCGACAAGUGUGUCCACAUCUGGAACACUCAGACGGGGGCUUUAGUCCACAGCUACCGGGGGACAGGAGGGAUCUUCGAGGUGUGCUGGAACGCCACAGGGGACAAAGUAGGAGCUAGUGCGUCAGAUGGAUCGGUUUGUGUAUUAGACCUGAGGAAAUGA